AUGAGCAAUUACGACAAAAAGAAGGACGAGACAUUCGAAAGGGAGGCGUGGAAUGCUGCUCGAGCAGUAUUUUCUGGAAAUCAUGAUCCCGCCAACUUCCAGCCCUUCCUCAAAGACUAUACGACUCCCGAAUCGGCUCGGAGUUCGGUCGUGCAGGCCCAGAAGGAGGCCAAUUCCGAGUACAAUGGGAAACUUGGUGCUAUCCUCGACAAGGUCGACCAGUUUAUGAAAGUGGGAGAUCUUGCCAUCAAGUCAGCUCCGGAAAGUAUUGGCCUCGCCUGGACUGGUAUCAGACUCUGCCUCCAUUCCGUGCAAGAUGACUUUGCCACCUUCAGCCUCUUCUCAGGGGCAUGUGCAGACAUCUUGGGGAUUCUCAUCUCUUGCAGAGUGUAUGGCGGCUUGUAUGCGAGUCAGGACCAUCCUCCAGAAUUCACCGAUCUUCAUGAGAAGGUGCUGAGCUACAUCAAAGAAACCUACGUGAACAUCAUCGAGUUCUCAUAUCAAAUGUGGAAAUAUGCCCGGUCCGGUGCUGGUGUCCGUGUCAUCAAGGGCCUGUUCCGUAGUGCCCAGGGAAAGUUCCAGCCAAAGAUCAAAGCCAUCAAAGACAAUGAAGCUCAGAUGAACAAAUAUGCCUCCCAAGCAAACCAGCAAGUCUCACAAUACUACCAAAAGAAAGGCUUGGACAAUGACCAGACGAUGAUGAGGGGCUUGUCGGAUCAAAUGGAAAUGCUACAGGCGUUGCAAGAGGAGGCCGCCAAGCAGAACCAGUUGAUGGAGGAAUUGAUGAAGAGGGAUGAGCUUCACAGGAAAGACCAACGGAUGACAGCGGCAGAGAUCACGCAUGAAAAUUGGGAAAGGCAAAAGAAGGAACUACCGUCCCUCGACGACAAUCAGCAAGUGCUGGAUUCUAAACUGACGGCUUGCAAGCCAGGAACUUGUGGCUGGAUUCUGGAAAACAACAAGUUUCAAGAUUAUGUGAACGCCGAAGGUGGUAAUGUGACGUGGCUGGUCGGCACAGGAGGGUCUGGAAAGUCCUUCCUCAUGUCUGUGGUCAUCAGAGACCUCAAGAACAACGCCCACCGACACGACUCUCUCGUGCACUAUUUCUUCAUAUCCAAGGGCUCCCAGGCAACCAUGCAGGCUGAUCAGAUCGAGCGUCAUCUUCUCGCCCAGCUCUAUAAAGACGCAGCUCAAUCAUUGGACGUCUUGGACAAGUGCAACAAGAUCAUGGCAGAAUAUAUUGAAAAUAUCGAACGCCAAAAAAAGAGCACCACUAAAACCACAAGCAAGAAAUCAGGAGAUGGUCCAGCUGUAUUUGAACAGAGCUACACCGCUCUCGCCAAGAUCAUCAACAAGCGAAUCUACCUCGUGAUAGACGCUUUGGACGAGUGUGCGGACGGAGAAACACAAGAAUUCAUUCAAACGAUCAAGAAACUAGCCAGCACCCCGGGCCUGAAGGUAAACGUCUACUGUAGCAGCAGAGAUGAACCCGACAUUGCCGCCGUUCUGGAAAAUUGUCCGAGAAUCAGCGUGGAGGAGAAUAACUCAGGAGAUAUCGCCAGACACGUCCAAGCUGAGAUGGACAAAUUGCCCGGAUUCACCCCGGCAGAGCGUGACGAAGCUUGUCGAGAAAUUACCCAGAAAGCAGGCUGUUAUUUUCGUUACGUCGAGUUGGCUAUGGAUUUCAUGCGUCGGCCGUGGCGGAGGCCUUUAUCAUCGCAUCUCGAGUCCUUGCCGUCCGGUGUUGAAAAUAUCUAUGCUCAGCGGCUCAAUCAGACUAACCCGGCCUAUUACGAUCUGCUCACCCACUGUCUUACCUGGACGAUUCUUGCGGGAGAGGAAUUGCGUGUCCAGGAACUCAUUGAUGGGUACAAGGGCAGUUUUACGGAUGAGGAAUCCAACCCUCUGCUUGACGAUGACCAAGAGAACGUGCACUUGGAACUGUAUGAAGACCAAAUCAGACAAGCGGGAAGCGGCUUCCUUCGCGUCAACACUGACCAUGCCGUAAGCCUUGUCCACAAUACCGUGCGAGACUUUUUCCUGGAAUCAAACAGCGUGGUCAAUGGUAGUGCGAAAUCGGCGGCUGAGCCCGAAUGUGAAUGUGCCAGAUGCCAGAAGGAGUUGAAAAAUAGUAAAAAGUUUGUCGUUUCCGAACGGGAAGGACACAUGCAGAUAAUCACCACGAUCCUUCAGCAUCUGCUAUCUCCGUCAUUCCAACGCAAGUACUACGCUAAACCUCGAGACAAAGCGAAUGGUAAGGAAGAUGAGGAAACAAAAGUGGAAGGUGUGGACCGAACUGAAGUCGUCCAAAAUGAGAAUGAUGCACCACCGGCGGAGGCAACGCCGGCAGAGACAAUAUUUACGGAAGCCCAGGACGAGCAUAUCCAGAGCAAUGGCAUCAAGGUGCAUGAUCACGGCCCCGAUGAUCGAAUGGAGGACCUCAACAAUGACCACCAAACAUCUGAAGACCACCACGAGGAAGCAGCAAAAAAGGAACCAUCAGAAACCAAUGGCGACCCGUCAAUUAAUGGUGUCUCCGGUGACCUGGAUUCAAAGUCUACCCUGCCCAAUGGUGAUUCAAAUCAUGUACAAGAGAACGGGAGCCUACCGAAUGGCGAUGGCCCACCGAAUGGAGAAGAAACUCAAAACAACGACAAUGCUGAGCCGACAAACGAAGCAACAGACGAUCACUCUGUUGUAGACAGCGAUGAGAACGUAGAUUUGACGGACCAGGAUCGAGCGAGGCUUUGGGAUCUGCAGUGGGAUUCAGACGCGUUCACGGCCCGGUACGAAAUAUCGAGACUGAGGUGGCAUUUGACACAACUCGAAGACAUCUAUCCGGCCAAUGAAAGGUCUGGAGAGCAAUGGAACAAGUUACGCGACCUUCUCGACCGAUUUCUUAAUCCGGAAUCCGAGGCGUGGAAAGGAUGGAUCAGAACAUUGUGUGCGGCCGGCCUCUCCGUUGAUUCGAUGGAUGUCUUUGUUGACGACCAAGAAAUACAGCCUCUCUUUUUUGCCGCGUGUUGUGGCUUGACCAGCCUGGCUCACAUCCUCCUGGCCCGACCCAAUGCCUCGGAACUUAUCAACUUCAAGACGCCGGAGGGAAUGAGUGCGUCGGGUUGGGUGGUAGCUUACCAAAUGGAUACAGAGAAGGUUCAGGAUGCUUUCUUGCUUGCCAUGUUGGAGGCUGGGGCUGACCCCAAUGCCUACAACCAUUUUGAAGAAGAGCCUGUGGGGACUGCAUUUCACUUUCUCCUUCUGUGUCGGACCGUGACCAAGGCGCAGCUCGACAUGUUCCUUGCACACGGGGCCGAUAUCAAUGCUCUGGAUGAAACUGGCAACAAUGCCCUGCAUUACUUCUCCUGGGGAGAAGCCGAGCUUGAGAUUGGCCAGGCCUUGGUUGAGGCCGGAGCGGACAUCCACAUCCGGAAUACCAGGGGGGAGUCUGUCAUGCAUCUCCUCGCCCGUCGGGUCAACUGUCGCGUCGACAUCAUGCAGUAUUUCAUCGAGAAAGGUGCCGGGGUCGACACAGAGGAUGGCGCGUCGGAGAGACCAUUGCUCGAGGCCUCCCUGGCCGGAAAUUGCGACGCGGUGAAAUUGCUGCUCGACCGCGGAGCCGACAUCGAAGACGUAAAUGAAAACGGACAAACAGCGCUCUUCGUGGCCGCAUUGGCUGGCCAUACGGACGUGGUGACGGUCCUCCUUGAGCGAGGGGCAGAUCCACUCAAACGAAAUUCCAUGGGAGCGACACCAUUCGGAAUGGCCUGCAAGCAUGGUGACGCCGAGUCCGCUCUCCUGCUUGGAAAAGCCAUGUUGGAGAAGAGGGGAAUCGAACAUCUCAACUGGCGAAAUACCUUUGGGAAAACACCGAUCAUGAGAGCCGCAUCUCGAGGACUUUCUACCGUAAUUGAAUUCAUCCUUGCCCAUGUCGACAAUGAGGCUGCCCUCACCACGGUGUCCAAUAGAGGCUGGUCGGCCCUGCAUUAUGCGGCACUGCGGGCCCGUCCGGAGGCGACGAUGACGCUGCUGAAACGCGGGGCCGACAGUCGAUGCAAGGAUCCGGAGGGCAAGACACCACUUCAGCUGUGCUAUGGCAAGAUCUGGACCAAGCCGGAUGAGGCCCGGGAGACGACGAUAUCCGCCCUCAUCGACCACGACCAGCAAGCGGCCAUCGCGGAGAUCGAGCUGCUGCACACGCUGGCCAUCAACGAUUCCCCCAGCCUCGUGGCCAAACUACUCGAAUACGGAGCUAACCCUUACGCCACGGACGAACACGGCUGGAACGUGCUCCAGCUCGCCGAGCAGUACGACCGGCUGGACGUGGUCGAAGUGAUCAAGACUUGCAAGCUCAGGGCGGGCAGUCGACCGUCCAGGUUUGUGGGGAGCUUCUCCAACGUGCUGGUCUGUUCGUCAUGUGGUUUGGAGAUCGAGCUGCUUGAACGAGGCAAGCCCACCACGGAUACCAUCAAUGGAAAUCUGUGCUACACGACGGACCAGACGCUGGUCACCGAUCACCCCAUCCCGGCGUCGGCCGAGCGUUAUUACUUUGAAAUGACCAUCGCGGAUCGCGAGGAGAAGAUCAUCGAUCCGAUGUUCGUGAUCGGUAUCACGCAAAAGCCCACAGGAUCCACCAAGCUGUGGUUCCCGGGGUGGUCGAAGCUGGGGACGUCGAGCUGGGGAUACCACAGCGACGACGGCAAGAUCUGGUGCGUGGCGGACCCGCCCAAGAUCAAGGACCUCGGGUCGGCGCGGAAGUAUGGGUACGGCGAUACGGUCGGGUGCGGGAUCGACGUGAAGAAAAAGACCGUGUUUUGGACCUUGAACGGCGAGCGAUUGAUGGAGGCCGGGUUCCAGAACGUGCGCGGCCAGAUUUACCCUGCUGUCGCCCUCAGCGCCGCCGGCAAGGUCAAGGUCAACUUGGGCCUGAACUUGAACGACGAGCGGUUCCUCUGGCGGCUGGGCACUACGUGCGAUUUUGAGAGUGACGUCCCCUCGCCGCCUUUGAGGAGGUUGAAAUCCGAACACUGA
Molecule: messenger RNA, 5028 nt
Organism: Fonsecaea erecta
Lineage: Eukaryota; Fungi; Ascomycota; Eurotiomycetes; Chaetothyriales; Herpotrichiellaceae
Exons: 1
Coding region: 1-5028 (1675 amino acids)
Molecular function (GO): protein binding
Source: RefSeq, a predicted model, not a curated record